Messenger RNA from Galeopterus variegatus (Sunda flying lemur), 2105 nucleotides. RefSeq names its product progestin and adipoQ receptor family member IX (gene PAQR9). NCBI's taxonomy places the organism in Eukaryota, Metazoa, Chordata, Mammalia, Dermoptera, Cynocephalidae. The record is from RefSeq and is a predicted model, not a curated record. Gene Ontology annotation, cellular component: membrane. Bases 374 to 1105 code for a protein of 243 amino acids. The transcript has a single exon. Gene Ontology annotation, molecular function: signaling receptor activity.
GGGCACAAAGGGCCCGCCCGCCACGGCCGCCGUGGCCCCGGGGCCCGCCCGGCACCCACGCUCCGCCGCCUCCGGGCGCACCCCCGCGUCGGCCAAGCCGCUGCUGCGCUGGGACGAGGUGCCCGACGACUUCGUGGAGUGCUUCAUCCUGUCGGGCUACCGGCGUCUGCCGUGCACGGCGCAGGAGUGCCUGGCCUCGGUGCUGAAGCCCACCAACGAGACGCUCAACUUCUGGACGCACUUCAUCCCGCUGCUGCUGUUCCUCAGUAAGUUCUGCCGCCUGCUCUUCCUGAGCGGCCGCGACGUGCCCUUCCACCACCCCUGGUUGCUGCCGCUGUGGUGCUACGCGUCAGGCGUGCUGCUGACCUUCGCCAUGAGCUGCACGGCGCACGUGUUCAGCUGCCUGUCGCUGCGCCUGCGCGCCGCCUUCUUCUACCUGGACUACGCGUCCAUCAGCUACUACGGCUUCGGCAGCACGGUGGCCUACUACUACUACCUGCUGCCCGGCCUGAGCUUGCUGGACGCCGGAGUCAUGACCCCGUACGUGCAGCAGCGCCUGGGCUGGCACGUGGACUGCACUCGCCUCAUCGCCGCCUACCGCGCGCUGGUGCUGCCUGUGGCCUUCGUGCUGGCCGUGGCCUGCACCGUGGCUUGCUGCAAGAGCCGCACGGACUGGUGCGCCUACCCGUUCGCGCUGCGCACCUUCGUCUUUAUCAUGCCGCUAAGCAUGGCCUGCCCCAUCAUGCUGGAGAGCUGGCUCUUCGACCUGCGCGGCGAGAACCCCACGCUCUUCGUGCACUUCUAUCGCCGCUACUUCUGGCUGGUGGUGGCCGCCUUCUUCAACGUGAGCAAGAUCCCCGAGCGCAUCCAGCCGGGCCUCUUCGACAUCAUCGGCCACAGCCACCAGCUCUUCCACAUCUUCACCUUCCUCAGCAUCUACGACCAGGUGUACUACGUGGAGGACGGCCUGCGCCAGUUCCUCCAGGCGCCGCCCGCUGCGCCCACCUUCUGGGGUACGGUGGGCUAUAUGCUGCUGCUGGUAGUCUGUCUGGGGCUGGUCAUCAGGAAGUUCCUAAACAGCUCCGAGUUCUGCAGUAAAAAGUGAGCGUCUGCCUUGGAGGAGGCUACGGGUGCGCCCACCUGUUUGUCUGGAGUUUCUGUUGUUGCUGUUGUUGGUUUGUUUUCAAGUUUCGUUGUGUUUCCUUCUAUGCUCAAGGAGGGUGCUGCAAAACCGCAGGGGAAGAGUCCACUGCUACAAAGGGAUCCCCGCCCACUUAGGGCUUUGGAAGGGGGACGGGAGGGGCGGGGGUUCAAGCAGGAGAGAAAGGGCCACUGGUUCUUGCCCGUGGAAAAAGUUCAGGUGGUGUCUGUGACAUCCAGGGAUUUUUUUCAAAGGCAGGGAAUAAAAUCCCAAAUGAAACCCCAAAGAGUCUGCUUUUCCAAUCAUCUUCUGUGCCAGGGCUAAUAACGAGUAGCCCUUGUGAGAUCAGGUAUGCAGUAAAGAGGAUAAGUAGAUAAAAUCCCUGGGUGCUUCCAUUUCAGCCUGAGGAUUGCUUGGAUUUGUCAAAAGAAUGGAGCUUUGUAGGAAACAGGCAGAAAGACUCAAACCCAGGGCUUAUCCAGCUAGAAAAUGCAUGGAAUGUGAACACAAGUCAAUUAUUUCAUAAUGUUUCUCAGAUGUUAUUUAAAUAGUAAUAUAUAAAAUGAUUUUUUCAUAAUUUAUCAAAGCCUGUGAGAUGCACUGAGUUUUCUUUGUCACAUACUUUUGAAUUUUGCAGCCUUCUGCAUUUGCAUACACUUGAACUGGACAUCAGGGCAAGCUGCUUGAGUGUUCUCUACUGCUUUUUUAAACAGUGUUUUCUGAAGGCCUAUGUGUGUCAUGAUACAGCUGUGAAUUAUUCUACCUUGGGGAUUCUGGUUAAACUACUGGUAAGGAGCUGGAGUGGUUUGUAUAUAUCCCAGAUUCCUAUUUACUUUAAUGGAUUCUACAAAACCCAUCCUCGGUUUUUUUGUUUGUUUGUUUUGUUUUAAAUCUUAUUCUUUUCUUCUCUACUUUUUUUAGAAUUGCCACUGGAAUAAAUGUGCCUUUUGAAGCAAUGCCCAAA